This is a messenger RNA of Gastrolobium bilobum, 807 nucleotides long. RefSeq lists its product as uncharacterized. NCBI's taxonomy places the organism in Eukaryota, Viridiplantae, Streptophyta, Magnoliopsida, Fabales, Fabaceae. The record is from RefSeq and is a predicted model, not a curated record. Gene Ontology annotation, molecular function: zinc ion binding; aspartic-type endopeptidase activity; nucleic acid binding. Gene Ontology annotation, biological process: proteolysis. The annotation marks the transcript as partial. The transcript is spliced from 3 exons.
AUGAGUUCUAUAUUGACUUCUGGUACACUGAUGUCUUCUUGGGGUUUUCCUGAGAUUGACAAUGAACUCUUGGGAGUGGGAUUGGAGAAUCCCCAGUUGUCCGAUUUACAGAGGUUACUCUGUCCGAUUUUUGGUUAUGCUUUAUAUGAAGUUAAGAAGAAAAAGAAAAAAAGGAAGCACAAGGACCAAGCAGCUUCUAAUUCUGGUCCUAAAAGUAAUACUGGAAAUUCUAAGGGAAAAGGUUUGCAGGUGAAGCAGUCUGAUGGUAAGUUCAAGAAGAUAGGGAAUUCAAAGCAGGGGAAUUUUAAAUCUGUUCCUCAAUGUGCUAUCUGUGGAAGAGCCCAUGCAAGGGUCUGCAGGAAAGAAAAAGGUCUUUAUUAUAAGUGUGGUCAACCCGGGCAUUUUAUUAAAGACUGCCCUUUUAGUGGGGGACAGGUUUCUGCAAUUCAGGCUACCUCGGCCCCUAAGAUGAUUGAGGAGCCAUCUCUACCUCCCCCACCUCCUACUGCCCGAGUGUAUGCAGUGACUCAGCCAGAGGCUGAGAAAUCCUCUACUUUGGUGCGAGGUAUGAUUUCUAUUAAAGAUGAACUGCUUAGUGUAUUAUUUGAUUCUGGUGCCACACAUUCUUUUAUUGCUGAUUAUGUAGCCGACGCAUUUUGUCUGCCUUUGACAAUAAUGAAAACUCCUAUGCGUAUUGUUACGGUUGUGGGGAGUGUUUUUAAUGAGAAGUAUAUUUGUGAAGAUGUGAAAUUCAAGUAUGAAGGCAAGGAGUAUUCUGCCGAUUUUAUUGUUUUGCAUCUUGCAUCU